Tuber aestivum (summer truffle) is the source of this 2025-nucleotide messenger RNA. The record is from the annotation of a GenBank genome assembly. NCBI's taxonomy places the organism in Eukaryota, Fungi, Ascomycota, Pezizomycetes, Pezizales, Tuberaceae.
ACCACCAUCGCCGCCACUGCACACCACGCCAAUUCCCGCCGAGAUGCGCGCAAUAGCAUACCUGCUAGCGUUUCUGCCAGCUCUAUACUACUCUGUCGACACACUCCUCCUUCGCUUCUUCAUUUUCGAUCCCGUGCGGCUGCAGCAGCUAUCGCAGGCUUCUAUCGAGAAGUUUCCUGACAAUGCCACGCUCUUGAUGGAGGACUUACAGGUAUCGCUGAGGGCGGAGUAUGGGGAGAAGCACAUCAAUUCCCUGAGGAAGGAUGCGUGGUUUUUCAAGUGAGUUUUUCCUUCUUGCGGGCUGGUUUGGGUUUGGGCGUAUGCUUAUCUGGGGGUAGUAAUGCUGGUGGUGCUAUGGUAUGUUUUUAUUUACUUGGUUGUUGUGAUGGAGCCGUUUCGCCACUGCCAUUCCAUCCCCCUGAAAACCCGAGAUGAAAGUUACUAGUCUCGGAACUCCUUGCCCGCAAGAUGGUCCUUUGGUUGAUACACUCAUUGUCUCCAGCUCCAGUUAUCGUCGGUCUACCCAAUACUUGCCCACAAACCCCAUCUUCCCCGGCAAACUAGAACCUCCCAACGAAAAAAUUGGUGUGAUUGUAGAUCAAAUGACUGUAUUGCCUGUUUGUGGUAGCGAAGCUUCUUACGAUAGCUUGGGGCUUGGAUGGUUAUGUAUGGUGCUGACAAUUUUUACCCUAGGGCUCAAUGAUUAUCCUCCACGCCUCCGUCACCGAAUACCUCAUCUUCUUCGGCACUCCUCUAGGAACGGAAGGUCACUCUGGCGUCCACCUCGCACACGACUACUUCACAAUUCUUCAUGGCGAGCAGUCUGUCUUCUAUCCCGGUGACAUCGAGCCAACAGUGUACAAACCCGGUUCGCAGAACCACCUUCCUAAGGGUCGUGCGGUUCAGUACACUCUUAAUGGAUGGGCUCUAGAGCUUGCGCAAGGUGGGUAAAUUGUUUUAUUUCAGAAAACCUGCGCUCUUGUCCAAAUUGAGCCGUUGGUGGCCUUUCGCGAAGUUAUUAAUUAAUUGGUUAAUCAGGCUGGAUCCCAUCCAUGCUUCCGUUCGGCUUCCUAGAUACAUUCACCUCGACUUUGGACUUUCAAAACCUGUGGAACACGGUUUACUGGACUGCGCACGGAAUUGUCGGACAAUUGCUUGCUGGAAAAUUCUAAACUAGCCUCUGUACUCUUUUCCCCCCCUCCUUCCUAUUUCACAACGACACCCGUAGGAGUAAUGUACCAUUAGUUAGAAGCCUGUAUCAUAUCCAUAAACCAGAUAAUGCCAAUACACUAGCGAUAGAACCAUUCUAAAAUUCCUUCCCUCAUACACAGAUUAAAUGGAAUAUCGCAGCCAACCCCUACCAUAAUCACCACAUCCCCUCCCCUCCACCUACUGUGACCUACCGCACCCACCAUACCAUCAUACGUACCAUACCACCGUACCAUACAAAAGCCAAUCCCCCCUGGCUUUGGGGCCAUGUACUGUACGGUACUUGCACGCCUUUGGCAAGAACAACGGCGAGUACCGAACUUUGGGGAAAAACAGGCAAUUAAUCGGUGCCCGGCGUUAUUCGUGGCAAAGACGUGCGAGCACUGUACUGGUACUCGUAAUGUCGUGACGUUUGUGAAAACAACCAGAACUCGCAUGAUGGUGCAUUAGGGUGCACUAGGAUGCAGGAAGGUGCAUGGAGGUGCGUGAGUGCCAUUGUUAUCGAUUGGUUAGGUUAGCAGAGGUGUUCAAUUAUAGAGAGUACCAAGAUCUCGAACUAUACAGAGUAAAUGCAAAAUUUGUCAUGCAAGUAAAAAAAGAAAUUGAAUUUUGGAAGAGGGGGAUAGAAAACCAAAAUCAACAAGUAAAAAUACAGUAGCUAGAAAUAAAUAUUAUUUCCCACAUUGUCCAUAAUACAAACCUCAAUACAGGACAAUAUGGCUUUUAAUAUGACACUAGUAGUUUAUUUACUCUUCUGAAUAGUUGUCUCUACUCCUGAGAAGAGAAGAACUUGAAGAUUGGAGAUGAUAAUAGUAU